AUGUCAGAGAUACUUGACCUCUCCUUUCUGUCUGAGGUGGAGAGGGAUUUGAUCCUCAGUGUUCUACAACGAGAUGAGGAGCUCCGGAAAGCAGAUGAGAAAAGGAUCAGGCGACUGAAGAAUGAGCUACUGGAGAUAAAAAGGAAGGGGGCCAAGAGGGGCAGCCAACACUAUAGCGAUCGGACCUGUGCCCGGUGCCAGGAGAGCCUGGGCCGUUUGACUCCCAAGACCAACACUUGUCGGGGUUGUAAUCACCUGGUGUGUCGGGACUGCCGCAUCCAGGAAAGCAAUGGUACCUGGAGGUGUAAGGUGUGCACCAAGGAAAUAGAGCUGAAGAAGGCAACUGGAGACUGGUUUUAUGACCAGAAAGUGAAUCGCUUUGCUUAUCACACAGGCAGUGAGAUAAUUAGGAUGUCCCUGCGCCGUAAGCCUGCAGUGAAUAAAAGAGAGAUGCUGGGACAGCCCCUUCUUCAUCAGUCACAGAUGGAUGAUAUCUGGCCGGGAAGAAAGAUCAUUCAGGAGCAACAGAAGAAGCCCAGUAUGCCAUUUGAAGUGCCCAAGCCAAAAAGCGGAAAGAAUGCGCUGGAGGCUGAGAGCGAGAGUCUGGAUAGCUACACAGCUGACUCGGAUAGCCUGUCAAGGAGAGACUCUCUGGAUAAGUCUGGCCUCUUUCCAGAAUGGAAGAAGAUGUCUGCCCCCGCACCUCAAGUGGAAAAGGAAACUCCGCCUGGGGGUCAAAAUGUGAUAUCUGUUGAUGAGGGUGAAAUGAUAUUUAAGAAGAACACCAGAAAAAUCCUCAGGCCUUCAGAAUAUACUAAAUCUGUGAUUGAUCUUCGCCCGGAAGAUGUGGGACAUGAAAGUGGCUCCUUGGGAGACAGAAGCAAAUCUGUCCCAGGCCUCAGUGUAGAUAUGGAGGAGGAGGAGGAAGAAGAAGACAUUGACCACCUGGUGAAGCUGCAUCGCCAGAAGCUAGCCAGGAGCAGCAUGCGAAGUGGUUCCUCCAUGAGUACAAUUGGCAGCAUGAUGAGCAUCUAUAGUGAAGCUGGCGACUUUGGCAACAUCUUUGUGACUGGCAAGAUUGCCUUUUCCCUGAAGUAUGAGCAGCAAACACAGACUCUGGUCAUCCACGUGAAGGAGUGCCACCAGCUGGCCUACGCUGAUGAAGCUAAGAAGCGCUCUAACCCAUACGUGAAGACUUACCUUCUGCCUGACAAGUCCCGCCAAGGAAAAAGAAAAACCAGCAUCAAGCGGGACACCACCAAUCCACUGUAUGAUGAGACCCUCAGAUAUGAGAUCCCAGAAUCUCUUCUGGCCCAGAGGACUUUGCAGUUCUCAGUUUGGCAUCAUGGUCGUUUUGGCAGAAACACUUUCCUUGGAGAGGCAGAGGUUCAGAUGGAUUCCUGGAAGCUUGAUAAGAAACUGGAUCAUUGCCUCCCUUUACACGGAAAGAUCAGUGCUGAGUCCCCGACUGGCUUGCCAUCACACAAAGGCGAGUUGGUGGUUUCAUUGAAAUACAUCCCAGCCUCCAAACUCCCUGUUGGAGGUGACCGGAAAAAGAGUAAAGGUGGGGAAGGGGGAGAGCUCCAGGUGUGGAUCAAAGAAGCCAAGAAUCUGACGGCUGCCAAAUCAGGAGGGACUUCAGACAGCUUUGUCAAGGGAUACCUCCUUCCCAUGAGGAACAAGGCCAGUAAGCGUAAAACUCCUGUGAUGAAGAAGACCCUGAAUCCCCACUACAACCACACAUUUGUCUACAAUGGUGUGAGGCUGGAAGAUCUACAGCACAUGUGCCUGGAACUGACAGUGUGGGACCGGGAGCCCCUGGCCAGCAAUGACUUCCUGGGCGGGGUCAGGCUGGGUGUUGGCACUGGGAUCAGUAAUGGGGACGUGGUGGACUGGAUGGACUCGACUGGGGAAGAAGUGAGCCUGUGGCAGAAGAUGCGACAGUACCCAGGGUCUUGGGCAGAAGGGACUCUGCAUCUGCGUUCCUCGAUGGCCAAGCAGAAGCUGGGAUUAUGAGUCCCUGUCCUUCUCUGCAGGUCCAGCCCUGUCCAGGGCAAGUCGGAGGAAGUGAAGAAACCAAGAGCAAAGAUUUAUAAUUUUGUGUGUGUGUAUGUGUACGUGUGUGUGUUAUGUAUGUGUGUGUAUAAACAUGUAUUUCUACAAUUCUUACUAUGCUAGAGUGACGCAGACUUGUUCCCCUCUUUAAAGCAGGCUCAAGACUAAGGGUCUGUUC
Odobenus rosmarus divergens (Pacific walrus) is the source of this 2233-nucleotide messenger RNA. RefSeq names its product synaptotagmin-like 4 (gene SYTL4). Gene Ontology annotation, molecular function: neurexin family protein binding; small GTPase binding; phospholipid binding. The record is from RefSeq and is a predicted model, not a curated record. Gene Ontology annotation, cellular component: exocytic vesicle; plasma membrane. Lineage: Eukaryota; Metazoa; Chordata; Mammalia; Carnivora; Odobenidae. Gene Ontology annotation, biological process: intracellular protein transport; exocytosis. The transcript has 16 exons. Bases 1 to 2016 code for a protein of 671 amino acids.